AUGACAUAUAUAGCUAGAAAUAUGCAAAAAAAAAUAACCAUCAACACUGAGCUAUUCGGUGUUCGAGUGCGUCCAGUGAGUGCUUCUGAGAAACGACGGCUAAUCGAUAAACAACUGGACAUCUGCGUGGAUAUGAACAUCAAGUCGCAUAUAGUGACUGUCGAUACAGGGGCAAAUCGGUUCGACUUCAAUUUCGAGGCCACGUUUUGGAACCAGUCAGUGGUUUACGAUCAUUUCGGCAGCCCUCUUCUGGAAAAUUUUUUACAAGGAUUCAACUGCACUUUCAUUUGGAUUCUGCAGAUUUCCUUUUAUGAAAUAUACAACGAGAAACUGCGAGAUCUUUUGGCUUUGAACAGUUCUGAUGAAGAAGACGUUGAUGGUGUGAGACAUGAAUACACACGGACGAGCAUAAUCAACUUUGUGGACUUAGCUGGUAGCGAAAGGGCAAGCUACAGCACUCGCUUGAAGGAGACUCGAAUGAUCAACAAGUCCCUAAGUUGCCUUAGCAAAGUGAUACUCCAGCUAUCUGAAAAGCAGUCGUAUAUUAGCUACCGGGAUUCUUUUUUGUGUAGGCUGCUGAAAGAAAGUCUUGGAGGCAACGCCAAGACGUUCAUGUUGGCUACUGUAAGUCCCUUGAAAGCGCACAUCGAAGAGACGCUGAGCACCCUGCGCUACGCAAGCCACGCUCGCACCAUCAUUAACAGAGCGCACGUCAACGAAGACCCUGCGUACACGUUCAUCAAAAAACUGAAGGAAGAAAUUGCUCGUCUUCAUCGACUGUUAGAAGAAGGGUGUGAUAAAACUGAUGAAAGUGCCAUUGCACAACAGCAUAGCGAACAAAACGAGCAGCAACUGCAGAAUGAAGAAUCGCCUGGCGACGAGAUCGUCGACCUCGUUAAAAGAAUGGGCUCAUUGAGGGACACCUAUGAACAAAAGAACCGGGUAAAGCUGAUGCCUUAG
Molecule: messenger RNA, 960 nt
Organism: Soboliphyme baturini
Lineage: Eukaryota; Metazoa; Nematoda; Enoplea; Dioctophymatida; Soboliphymatidae
Source: the annotation of a GenBank genome assembly